AUGGCGGGCAUGGCAGCGGCGAGGCGCAGACCACACCCGGAGUCCCACGAUCCAGGCCCAGUCAUGGCGGACAGCGCGAAACUGCUUAGCGCUUCGGCGCAGCUAACGGAGAACAUGUUGAAUGCAAGUGUAGCGAUGGGGCUGUUGCAGGAUGUAGCCAAGUUCGCCUCCAUGGCCGGUGUGUUGUCUGGAAUCUUCCAGGUGGGCGGCGCCAUUCUGAAGCUGGUGCUGGGAAAGCAGGACAGCGAGGAGCUGAAAUAUAUGAAGGAGCAGUUCCAGAUCGUCAGGAACAAACUGGAUGUGAUUUCUGAUCAGAUCGGGCAGGUGCUGUGGGAGAUCCAGAGGAGCACGAUCGAUAACCAGUACUUCCCCAUCGAGGAGAACCUCAAGAACCAGUUCCGCAAAUACAUGGACAUCCUGAGAUCAGCGCCCGAGUUCCGCGACAAGGAUCGAGACGAGUUCCUCGCCCACUUCGACGCGACCAAGGGCGACCAGAACAUGAGCUACGACCAAAGGAACCGGCGCCUGAUGGAAGUCAUGUGUUGCCGGCUGAAGGAGCUCUUCUGCAUUGGUCUGAUCGCUGUCCUGGGCCACGCCGCCGUCACCGGCAACGAUGUGGAGGCGUUGAAGAAAGAGUGGAACCAGAAACUGGCGCAAGUAGAAGCCAAAAUGAUAUCCAUGGUAGAUCGGUGCGUUAGCGAGUUUGCGCAGCAGGCAGAGAUAGAUGUCGAGAGGAUGGCGAAGGACAAGGGGGAGAGAGAUAACAAGGGGUGCGUCACCUUUAUCCUGGAGGGACUGGUGAAGAAAUACGACUGGGUCCGCUGGUCAGUGCGCGUCUGUGAUCCAAUCGGGGGCUUUGACAAUCACUGUGUUGGUGGCCCAAACCGUUUUCAUUUUUCCGGCACAAUGACGUCAACGUGGUUGUGUCCUACGCCAUCGACCCAAAGCCCAUAA
This is a messenger RNA of Amblyraja radiata (thorny skate), 954 nucleotides long. Its product is annotated as protein rapunzel-like. The record is from RefSeq and is a predicted model, not a curated record. Bases 1 to 954 code for a protein of 317 amino acids. NCBI's taxonomy places the organism in Eukaryota, Metazoa, Chordata, Chondrichthyes, Rajiformes, Rajidae. The transcript has 3 exons.